AUGUGGUGGAUUUGGUUCGUGCUCGCGUUGGCAGUAGUAGGGCUGUGGCAUUGCUGGAUUCUGCAGCGACAUCGAUUCGCUAGCCAUCUACCACAUAUGGAACCGUACUACCCGCUCAUCGGAAAUGGGCAGCUAUUUAUGGGGAAGUCACGUGUGCAACUGUUCAACGCGCUAAUGGAGCCGUUCGGGCGGUUUGAAGGAUGGUUCAAGAUCUGGCUCGGCCCGAAGUUGGUCCUGUGCACAUCGCAUCCUGACAUCAUGAACGCCGUGCUGACCCACUCGGAGUGCUUGGAAAAGCCGUUCUUCUACGACUUCGUGAAGCUCGAGCACGGAAUAUUCGCAGGCCAUUAUCAUCCGUGGAAAACACAACGUAAAGCGCUUAAUCCUGCAUUCAACACGCGUAUUCUGAACAGCUUUAUCCCCGUUUUCGUGGAGUGCUCCAAGCUGAUGGUGCAGAAUAUGGUGGAAGCCGUCUCGGCUGGUGGGAAAAUGGUACCCAUUUUCCCUUUCAUAAGCAAGUGCACCCUGGAGAUGGUUUGCGGAACGACAAUCGGGUGUGACGUGUUGGAGCAACCGGGAAAGGAAGCGUUCAUUGAAAAUGUGGAUCGUUGCUUUGAGUUGGUUGCGAAACGGAUGCUCAAUAUGCAUCAGUACUUGGACGUGCUGUACCGACUCACCAACGAUAGCAGCGAGGAGUCCCAACGGCGCUUAUUGUGCUAUAAGUUUUUCGAAUCAGUUAUCGAGAAGGCUAAGACACGGCAAGAGCCACUCGCUGACACUGAAGCCGAAGAGGAAGACUUCAAGAAACCACAAAUAUUCGCCGACCAACUGCUGUCCGUCACGCACAAUGGGAAACCCUUCAGUGACAUUGAGAUCACACACAACAUCUACUCAAUGAUAGCGGCGGGAAAUGACACCACCGCGUUGCAGAUCACGCACACCUGCCUGUUUCUCGCCAUGUUUCCGGACGUGCAGGAGCGAACCUACCGUGAGGUGAUGGAGGUGUUCCCAGAUCCUGAGCAGGACAUUGCCCUAGACGAUCUGAAACGGCUCACCUACAUGGAGCGUGUGAUCAAGGAGAGCCUACGGUUGGCGCCAUCUGGUCCGAACAUCGCGCGGCAGACGAUGCAGGACGUGGAAAUAGCGGGUCUGCGCAUCCCGAAGGACAGCCUGAUUGUGUUGAGCAUUUUCUCGAUGCAUCGCCGCACUGACGUUUGGGGCCCGGAUGCGGCUGCGUUUGAUCCGGACCGCUUUCUGCCGGAACGCAGCGUCGGGAGGAAUGCGAAUUGCUUUCUGCCAUUUAGUGCGGGCUCACGUAACUGUAUCGGGGCCCGUUACGCCAUGCUCGGUAUGAAGGUGAUGCUGGCGAGCAUACUGAGAAGGUUGCGCCUUCGAUCGCACCUGAAAAUGGCCGAUCUGCAGUUUCGCUUCGAUUUAACGUUGAAACUGGAGUCGGAUUAUCUCGUGCAUGUAGAGAAGCGAAUUUAG
Anopheles nili is the source of this 1488-nucleotide messenger RNA. RefSeq names its product cytochrome P450 4C1-like. Bases 1 to 1488 code for a protein of 495 amino acids. The transcript has 5 exons. The record is from RefSeq and is a predicted model, not a curated record. Gene Ontology annotation, molecular function: heme binding; iron ion binding; monooxygenase activity. Lineage: Eukaryota; Metazoa; Arthropoda; Insecta; Diptera; Culicidae.